ACCCUCCAAGUCUUUUGGCUCUCUCGCCACCUGUCUUCUAUUCUUGUGCCCAACCAUGUCAUGAUCAUCGCCCCUUUUCAAAAAUCCCAUCAUGGACCCGGAUUAUUCUCGUGACCUUGAGAAUCAAACACCAGGCGAGCCUGAGGACUCGGGGCUGGGAGCGACCCCUCUCCUAUCCUGGCCGUCACGUGGUCGAGACCCGAGGAGGAGACGGGAGAUAAUUCAGCUCGACGACAUCCCUCCGAUUAUCAAGUCUGCGAAUGGAAAUAUCUUCUGGGCAGACGAGCAAUGCACGCGGCGCGUAGGACUUACUUCGACGGAAGCACGACUCUUCUUGAAGCUGCUUCAAGUAGACGAGGAGGAGAACUACAAUUACGGGGAAUACAAAGAAAUGUUCGAUGACUUUGGCAGAGAGCAGGUACGAUUGCAGGAGCUGGUGAGAGACCUUCCGUGGUGGAGCUGGGAGACUUACCAGCAGAGAAAGAUAUGGAAAGCAAGGAUAGAAUGGUUGGAUAGGAUGAGAGAACCGAGGCUUUGGCUGCUCUAUCUGAUGGCACGACGGAGAAGGAUCCUCAAAAAGGCUACUGAAAGGGUUUUCCAAAGACUGAAAGAGAAGAGGGCGAUGCGGACUAUGAAAAACUCCCAGAGACAUCCAUCUGAACCUCGAUUCAUGACCUCGAAUGGAGAAGUACUAUCACCAGGUCCGGUCAUGACCAAUGAUGCCAGCCAGACCUCCGAGACGGAACUUGAUGCUCAGUCACAGAAAGAAGAAAGAUCGGUCGCAGUCCCGGAAAUGGUCAAUGAUGCUAGCCAGACCUCAGAAAUCCCGUUCAAUACUGCUUCAAAAGUAUUAUCAGCCGCAUCGCGAAUUCGGCAGAACUUCAGCACUGGGCAUCGGAAGAGCCAUUCCCAAGACAGGCAUUCUCUGCUUUCUUCUGGACAUUGCCCUGUCUUCGACAAACCUUGGGCAGCAACCCGCGAGGAUAUUAAACGCCAGGUCGAAAGGCUGAUGCCGGAGCCAACGCCGUAUAUUGUAAUUGGCUGGUUUCUCAGAUCCGCAAGCGAUCCAAAGGAGCGAAUCCUUCAAUUUGACGACAAGGAACAACUUUUCCACGUCCUGAGACACGGGGAGAGUGAUGUUAGAGGCUGGAGAAGAUUCCUGUCCUUGAAGAGUCUGCAAGGGUUUGGCUUAUACAAGUGUGAUAUUGCUCGAGGAGCCCACAUACCACUCCUCCUGACCACUUCCCAGAAGGCAAUCCUCUUUCAAUUCUUCCUUGCCUAUACAGCUUCGUACCGUCAUUCUGAUGACACUGUAGCUGUAGCCUGGCAAGGCUGGGUACACAAGAAUCUCAACGAUGGCAAAAAUAACCCAUUGGAAGGCAGAUAUUCCCUGCAGUUGAUCUAUCACUGGUCGAGCUACCGCCUUACCAUCAUUGUCGUUGUGCCCCUGCUGUUGUCGCUGAUAAUUGGCAUUUGGUACAUGAAUGGUCAGGGUGAUGUUGUCACUGCUUGGACGCUAAGUCUGUAUAUUGUCACUGCGGCAGCUGCUCUUGUUGCCCUCCUAGCAAUUAUUGGAGACCUGAAGGAUAUCUGAUAAUAGGAUGAAAUACCCCAGAAAUUAUGAGUUCACAUAUAUAGUAGUGCUUGAGCCGCAAAGGAACUCGUAUCUUAGCAAAUGGCUGUGCUGGAGGAUAUGAUUCGCAAUCAGAAAAGUAAUUCGUACACCAGUGUACUGCGACAACCAGGUUCACUUGUGCAAAG
Amorphotheca resinae ATCC 22711 is the source of this 1761-nucleotide messenger RNA. RefSeq lists its product as hypothetical. The transcript has 3 exons. The record is from RefSeq and is a predicted model, not a curated record. Lineage: Eukaryota; Fungi; Ascomycota; Leotiomycetes; Helotiales; Amorphothecaceae. The coding region runs from base 92 to 1594 and encodes 500 amino acids.